GUCUGGAAUGUUAUUGUCACACAAAGCCUUAGAUCAUGAGCCACUCCCUCCUGCAGCCCGUUCUCUCAUAGCGACCUCCAUCUUCUCUGCAGUCCGUGAGAUCAGCACACAUCAGCGCCUACAGCACCUGCGAAAAACGGCAAAAUGCGCGAGUGUAUUUCCAUUCAUGUGGGUCAAGCUGGCGUCCAGAUUGGCAAUGCCUGCUGGGAACUUUACUGUCUCGAGCAUGGGAUUCAGCCGGAUGGACAGAUGCCCAGUGAUAAGACAAUCGGUGGAGGGGACGACUCCUUCAACACUUUCUUCAGCGAGACAGGAGCUGGCAAGCAUGUACCCAGAGCAGUGUUUGUAGAUCUGGAGCCCACUGUGAUAGAUGAGGUCCGCACUGGAACUUACCGUCAGCUUUUCCACCCCGAGCAGCUGAUCACUGGAAAGGAGGACGCAGCGAACAACUACGCUCGUGGCCAUUACACUAUUGGCAAAGAGAUCAUUGAUCUUGUUCUUGACAGGAUUCGCAAACUGGCUGAUCAGUGCACUGGACUUCAGGGCUUCUUGGUGUUUCACAGCUUUGGAGGAGGAACUGGUUCUGGUUUCACCUCUUUGCUGAUGGAGCGUCUUUCUGUUGAUUACGGAAAGAAAUCCAAGCUCGAGUUCUCCAUCUAUCCAGCUCCACAGGUCUCUACUGCUGUGGUGGAGCCCUACAACUCCAUUCUUACCACCCAUACCACCCUAGAGCACUCAGAUUGUGCUUUCAUGGUUGACAAUGAGGCCAUCUAUGACAUCUGCCGUAGAAACCUUGAUAUCGAGCGUCCUACCUACACCAACCUCAAUAGGCUGAUAGGUCAGAUUGUGUCCUCCAUUACUGCCUCUCUCAGAUUCGAUGGCGCCCUGAAUGUUGAUCUUACAGAGUUUCAGACCAACUUGGUGCCGUAUCCACGUAUCCAUUUCCCUUUGGCAACUUAUGCUCCUGUGAUCUCUGCUGAGAAAGCUUAUCAUGAGCAGCUCUCAGUGGCUGAGAUCACUAAUGCAUGCUUUGAACCAUCGAAUCAGAUGGUCAAAUGUGACCCACGUCACGGGAAGUACAUGGCCUGUUGCCUGUUGUACCGUGGUGACGUUGUGCCUAAAGAUGUCAAUGCUGCUAUUGCCACCAUCAAGACCAAGCGCAGCAUCCAGUUUGUGGACUGGUGUCCCACUGGUUUCAAGGUUGGCAUCAACUACCAGCCUCCAACUGUUGUACCUGGUGGCGAUUUGGCGAAGGUGCAGCGAGCCGUGUGCAUGCUGAGCAACACCACUGCUAUCGCCGAGGCUUGGGCCAGGCUUGAUCAUAAGUUUGAUCUGAUGUACGCUAAGCGUGCCUUUGUGCACUGGUACGUAGGUGAAGGUAUGGAGGAGGGCGAGUUCUCUGAGGCUAGAGAAGACAUGGCAGCUCUGGAGAAAGAUUAUGAGGAGGUGGGAGUAGAUUCAGUCGAGGGAGAAGGAGAAGAGGAAGGUGAGGAAUAUUAGAUUUCCUUAAUUUCAUGCCUUCCUUAGAAUGAAAAUGAGCAGGUAGCCUCUAGACUGAACAAUUUCACAAGCUUAAGAACUUUAUUGCCAGGUGACAUAAUGGUAUUGGUGUUAGUUCCAAUCUAUGUAACUCCCUGAUAAACAUUAUAACAAAAGCUAAUUGUGGAUAUUCUGUUCAGUGUGCAUUCUGGUGUUAAGAACCCAAUAAAGACCUUAAAAUGA
Molecule: messenger RNA, 1722 nt
Organism: Megalobrama amblycephala (Wuchang bream)
Lineage: Eukaryota; Metazoa; Chordata; Actinopteri; Cypriniformes; Xenocyprididae
Product: tubulin alpha-1A chain-like
Exons: 4
Coding region: 145-1500 (451 amino acids)
Biological process (GO): mitotic cell cycle; microtubule cytoskeleton organization
Cellular component (GO): cytoplasm; microtubule
Molecular function (GO): structural constituent of cytoskeleton; GTP binding
Source: RefSeq, a predicted model, not a curated record